AUGGCGUUCAACUUCGGUCAGGCCAAUGGUCCGUUCGCGGUGGCGCUGCGGCCGGUCGUAGGCGGAGUCAACGGACCAAACGAAGGACCACCACCGCCGAACAUGGCGUUCACCUAUGCAAGCGUGUAUCUUCCACCACCAGCCAAAGGAGACGGCUUCGCAACCUAUUACCGCCGAACCUACAGGCUGCCCACCACUUCCCAGAACAGCCAGGUGGGGCGCAAUCUUCGCCCGCCGAACUGGACAAUGGUUCGCUUGCCCAGAUCCCGGGAAAGUUCAUACAGUGAACAUUUCAGGACGGCCCAACGCCCGCAGGAAGAAGUGGAGGCCUACCGAAGGGCCAACGGUGUCACUGUCGAGGGACGUUGUGUGCCCAAGCCCAUCUUGCACCUCGACGAAUCCGGCUUUUCAGAAUCUCUAACCAAUGUCAUUGAAGCUCGAAACUCUGGCUCGUCACCGACCGCACUGCAAGCUCACUGUUGGCCCGUAGCACUCCGCGGAAGAGACGUCGUUGCCGUUGACUGCACUGCAAGCAAAGGAAAGUUGCUUGCCUACCUCGUCCCGGCCAUUGUACAUGCGCAGCGCCAGCCGGUCUUGCAGCACCCGCCGGCCGUGAUGCGCGGGGGUGGGCCUAUCGUUUUAGUGCUGACGGCGACGCGAGAGGUAGCCCAGCAGGUUGAUGUCGCUGCCCGCGAGCUCUGCGGGACUUCACGAACCCGGUCGAUCUGUCUGGUGUCCGGUGAUCGGAAGGAACAGCAGCUGGAACAGCUGAAGCAAGGCGCUGAUAUGUUAAUCGCGACGCCAGGUCGCCUCGUAGCCUUCAUGGAGGACUGCAAGGUGAACCUGAGUCACUGCACAUGCUUGGUAAUAGACGAAGCGGACCGCAUGUUGACGAUGGGGUUCUGUAAACAGCUUCGCAUCAUUUCGGACAACAUCCGACCGGACCGCCAAACGUUCGUGAUGCUGCAAUCGCAAACCUGUGAUACAGACCAGCUCGUCGACGAAAUGACGACGGACCCUGUCAUCGUCACCGUCGGAGCCGCGACCCAAGAAGACCAGAGCCGGGGAGCCGAGCACAUCGUCCUCGUCUGCAAGGAGGCCGAGAAAGAGGACAAGCUCUUUGCCCUUUUAAACGACACAAUGAACGACGAGAGCGACCGGGCCAUUGUAUUCGUCGAGAGGAAGCAAACUGUGGAGGACCUCGUGUCGAGCAUGCGCCGUCGGUGCUGGCCAGCCGUCGGCAUUCACGGAAAGAAGACCGAGCACGAACAGAAGUGGUCGUUGGACGCUCUUCGGUUGGGCAAGGCGUCCAUCUUGGUGGCGACCGACGUGGCGGCAAGGAACAUCAACAUGGACAACGUGCGAUACGUCAUCAGCUACGACUACCCGAGCAACCAUGGCGAAUACCCGCGCCGCCUGAAGCACGCGACGGCCAGGAAGUACACGUUCUUGGAACCCAAUGACUACGCGCAUGCUAGGGAGAUGAUCAGGUUCUUCCGCCAGACUAAACAGACGAUACCGCCGCAGCUACGCAAUCUUGCGAUUAAGACAUCACGAAAGUAG
Rhipicephalus sanguineus (brown dog tick) is the source of this 1563-nucleotide messenger RNA. Its product is annotated as probable ATP-dependent RNA helicase DDX5. Bases 1 to 1563 code for a protein of 520 amino acids. Gene Ontology annotation, molecular function: RNA binding; ATP binding; RNA helicase activity. Gene Ontology annotation, cellular component: ribonucleoprotein complex; cytoplasm; nucleus. Lineage: Eukaryota; Metazoa; Arthropoda; Arachnida; Ixodida; Ixodidae. The transcript has a single exon. The record is from RefSeq and is a predicted model, not a curated record.